CGGGCAGAGGGACACCGGCGGCCGCGCGGGCAGCGCAGGACACGGGGCACUGUGCCCGGCACCGGAGCGGGUCCCUGCGCCCGAGUCCUCGCUUGUCAUAACCCAAGACAGCGUCAUCCCCAAGAUGCCCUUCUGAGACUCCUGCCCUGUUUCCAGAUUCACUCCGCCUGGGUCUCCGGGAGCUUCCAAAAGCUUGGGACUCCCCGACUCCUGUCCACGCCUCUUGGAGCCCCCCGCUCGCUGUCACCGGGUGCCCUUCAGUAGUUUGAGGACCCUAAGGAGCAAAUCAGCCCCUGCAGAUUCUUCCCCGCGAAGAGAAAGAGCUGGCUGUGUGUGGAACUUGGAAGAGACGACGUCUGGGAGGCUUUGGGAGCCAGAGAGUGGUGUCUCCCUGCCUGUCGCGCCAGAUCGGCGGAGACGCCAGGCUUUGCGGCACCAAGGCGGGCGGCAUGUGGCUGCCGCGCAUGUCCAGCUCAGCGGUGACCGCACUCCUGCUGGCACAGACCUGCCUCCUGCUCUUCCUGGUCUCGCGGUCAGGACCAUCAUCCCCGGAGAGCGGCCAGGAGCGCGUGCACGUGCUGGUCCUGUCCUCGUGGCGCUCGGGCUCGUCCUUCGUGGGCCAGCUCUUCAGCCAGCACCCCGAUGUCUUCUAUCUGAUGGAGCCCGCGUGGCACGUCUGGGCCGCCCUGUCGCAGGGCAGCGCUUCAGCGCUACACAUGGCUGUGCGCGACCUGAUCCGCUCCGUCUUCCUGUGCGACAUGGACGUGUUUGAUGCCUACCUGCCCUGGCGCCGCAGCCACAACCUGUCGGACCUCUUCCAGUGGGCGGUGAGCCGCGCGCUGUGCUCGCCGCCCGCCUGCAGCGCCUUCCCCCGCGGCGCCAUCAGCAGCGAGGCGGUGUGCAAGCCGCUGUGCGCGCGGCGGCCCUUCGGGCUGGCGCAGGAGGCCUGCCGCUCCUACAGCCACGUGGUGCUCAAAGAGGUGCGCUUCUUCAACCUGCGGGUGCUCUACCCGCUGCUGCGCGACCCUGCGCUCAACCUGCGCAUCGUGCACCUGGUGCGCGACCCGCGGGCUGUGCUGCGCUCCCGUGAGCAGACGGCCAAGGCUCUGGCGCGGGACAACGGCAUCGUGCUGGGCACCAACGGCACGUGGGUGGAGGCCGACCCCGGGCUGCGCGUGGUGCAGGAGGUGUGUCGCAGCCACGUGCGCAUCGCCGAGGCCGCCACGCUCAAGCCGCCGCCUUUCCUGCAGAGUCGCUACCGCCUGGUGCGCUUUGAGGACCUGGCGCGGGAUCCUCUGGCCCAGAUCCGUGCGCUCUACGCCUUCACCGGCCUGAGCCUCACGCCGCAGCUCGAGGCCUGGAUCCACAAUAUCACGCACGGGGCCGGACCCGGAGCGCGCCGGGAAGCCUUCCAGACCACGUCCAGGAACGCGCUCAACGUCUCCCAGGCCUGGCGCCACGCGUUGCCCUUCGCCAAGAUCCGCCGAGUGCAGGAGCUGUGCGCAGGGGCGCUGCAGCUGCUGGGCUACAGGCCCGUGUCCUCCGAGAAUGAGCAGCGCGACCUCGCCCUGGAUUUGCUGCUGCCUCGAGGCCCAAGCAGCUUCAGCUGGGUGUCAUCCACCACCUAUUAG
Nycticebus coucang (slow loris) is the source of this 1631-nucleotide messenger RNA. Its product is annotated as carbohydrate sulfotransferase 6. Gene Ontology annotation, cellular component: Golgi membrane. Lineage: Eukaryota; Metazoa; Chordata; Mammalia; Primates; Lorisidae. The coding region runs from base 450 to 1631 and encodes 393 amino acids. The record is from RefSeq and is a predicted model, not a curated record. Gene Ontology annotation, biological process: carbohydrate metabolic process; N-acetylglucosamine metabolic process; keratan sulfate proteoglycan biosynthetic process. The transcript is spliced from 2 exons. Gene Ontology annotation, molecular function: N-acetylglucosamine 6-O-sulfotransferase activity.